AUGGCUGACCAGUACCAAGAUUUUCCGGCGGUUGCAACCCACGGAGGGCAAUUUAUACAGUAUAAUAUUUUUGGGAACUGCUUUGAGAUCACCACCAAGUAUCGGCAUCCGAUCAUGCCUAUUGGGCGUGGGGCUUAUGGAAUCGUUUGCUCGGUUUUGAACUCGGAGAAUAAUGAGAUGGUGGCAAUUAAGAAAAUUGCGAAUGCUUUCGAUAAUUAUAUGGACGCAAAGCGGACCCUUCGUGAAAUCAAACUUCUUCGCCACCUGGAUCACGAUAAUGUUGUUGCUAUACGCGAUGUGAUUCCUCCUCCUUUACGGAGGGAAUUCAGUGAUGUCUAUAUUGCUACAGAACUCAUGGACACUGAUCUUCAUCAAAUAAUUCGAUCUAAUCAGAAUUUAUCAGAAGAACAUUCUCAAUAUUUUUUGUAUCAGAUACUUCGAGGGUUAAAGUACAUACAUUCUGCUAAUGUGAUCCAUAGAGAUUUGAAGCCCAGUAAUCUACUGUUGAAUGCUAAUUGUGAUCUUAAGAUUUGUGAUUUUGGUCUUGCCCGACCUACCGCAGAGAAUGAGUUCAUGACAGAGUACGUUGUGACCAGGUGGUACAGGGCACCUGAACUGUUGUUGAAUUCCUCAGAGUACACUGCGGCCAUAGACGUGUGGUCAGUUGGUUGCAUUUUUAUGGAGCUUAUGAACAGAAAGCCUUUGUUUGCUGGAAAUGAUCACGUGCAUCAAAUGCACCUAUUGAUAGAGCUUCUGGGAACACCUACUGACGCUGACCUUGAAUUCACCCGAAAUGAGGAUGCAAGAAAAUACAUCCGGCAACUUCCUCGACAUCCUCGUCAGCCUUUAGCAAAGGUCUUCCCACAUGUAAAUCCAUUGGCCAUUGACCUAAUCGAUAAAAUGCUGACAAUCAAUCCCAGGAAGAGAAUUACAGUGGAAGAAGCUUUGGAGCAUCCUUAUCUUGCAAAAUUACAUGAUAUAGCUGAUGAGCCAGUAUGCCCCGAGCCAUUCUCCUUCGAUUUUGAGAAGCAAAUCUUGUCUGAAGAGCAAAUUAAGGAAAUGAUUUACCAGGAGGCCUUGACAUUAAACCCUGAGUACGCAUAG
Molecule: messenger RNA, 1104 nt
Organism: Fraxinus pennsylvanica
Lineage: Eukaryota; Viridiplantae; Streptophyta; Magnoliopsida; Lamiales; Oleaceae
Source: the annotation of a GenBank genome assembly